GAGCACAUGAAUCGAAUCCUUUUAUUGGUUCCGUGCGACAAAAAUUCUUUACACGGUUUCAUUUCUAGUAAUCCAGCGAAGUGAGAAUUUGCAAUACCCUCAUCAAAUAUUUUUACUACUUUAGAAAUUCCCUAUCCAUUUUCAAAAAUCGAUUCCUUCCGAGUUACAACUCAAACCGAGUCCGAAAUGUCGGAAUCGUUCUCAACCCUUCACGAUCUAAUCAUCCAGUUGUCGGAGCCACUCCGGCGAACCCUGUCGGAGACGCCGUAUACUCCGCCGGAGGGAAGCAACAUCUCCGUCAAAGCCGUACUCGAUCAUCUUCUUCCCCAAAAUCCCUCGCCGGCAAACCCUAACACCGGCGACAGCCGGGCCUCGAUCAGAGACUUCGCUCUCGCGUGCGCUUUGCUCUCCUCAUCCAAGUCCUCAACGCAUGACCUUCUCUCAUGGAUUCCUCGGAACCUUUCGGCUUCAGCCGAAUCGGCGGUUCGCGAGCUCUCCAGUGCAUAUUCCGUCACUUUCCGGGAAGCGAAUGAGAAGAUGAUCGGCGAAUUGGGACUGGAUUGCGGUGUGGUUCCCGAGGAGAAGAGAUUGGUCGUGGAGUUGAUGCCGGAGGUGCUUCCGAUGUUGAAGGACGCCAUUAAAGAGAGCUCCAUCGAUAAGUCGGACGACGCCGACGAGGUCUCGGCUGCGUCGGCUAGAGCGCCGGUCGGGUUCGCCAUUGUGGCCGCUUAUCAAUUCAGAUGGUUCGUUACACAGAUUGAUUAUCCCCAUUUGGGAAAGUUGUGCACUUUGGUGAUUCCUUAUGCGCUUACUGCCCUUGAUCACUGGUCCCCAGAAGUUAAAGGGCAGGGCAUGGUUAGCUUUAUACACGUAGGGAAAAAUGUGAGUGCAGCUGAGCUUGGCUGGUAUGAAGAUGCGAUUCUAGAUGCUUGCUGCCAGAAUAUUGCCUGUAGUGAUGAGAUAUGGCAUCUUGUGGUGGAGAUGUCUGUGCUUCUUGUGACUUGUAUCCAGCGGGGCAAUCCUCGCAGUUCGUGGUAUGAAAGAAUUCUAAAUGAGAUGUUGAGCCAUUUAGAGCGCCAACCAAGGAACAAAGAUAUCCGUGUCGUGUGGCUUCAACAUAUUGAGCCGCUUUUCAGUAGUGUCGGACUCGUGUUAUUAGCGAAUUUCAGGCGAAUUUUUCCUCUUUUCUUUCAAUGGAUGCAUGCUGAUGAUGAUGAGACUGUUCUACUGGUUCUGAAACAAGUCUAUACAGUCAUAAGGUUAACAUGGAUCAGGAACACGCCGUAUGUUGAAAGGCUGGUGGAUGAGCAUGAGCUUGCUGCUUUGUACAAGGGAGCAUCAUCUAAAAAGUCAAGUGAAGACAUUAGAAAACUAAUUUCUCAGAUCCUGAUUCUGCUGCACCAAUGCAAAGGCUUGCAAUUUGAAGCAGCAUAUGACAAGCACGGAGAUGAUCCAAAUUUGACCGAUGCUGUUCCCUCAUUGAGAGAAAGAUACACUGCAAUGAUGAUAGAUAAUUUUGAGGUUUGUACUCUUAAAUGAGGGCUCAAGCCCUUGCAAAUCCAUUUAGUUAGCCAUACAUUGCGAGCUACGGGGUCAUGAACUUAAGGUCCUCCAAUGAUCACUUGGUGAAUGUCUUUUGAUAAUCACAUGCAAUUCCUUCGUAUAGAACAAUGAACGGUGCCUAUACAAGUUACGACGGUGCCCAAUUGUAAUAUCCGAGAUUUAAUUAAGCCUUAAAUCAAUAAUAAAUAAAUUUAGUAAAUUAAAAUCAUGCAUCACAUUUACCGUGUGCUUUAAAGCUAUUUGUUGGUAUUAUAUUUUAUUAUUAUAGCUAUUAUAUGAUUUUAUUAAA
Morus notabilis is the source of this 1852-nucleotide messenger RNA. RefSeq lists its product as uncharacterized. Bases 187 to 1539 code for a protein of 450 amino acids. Lineage: Eukaryota; Viridiplantae; Streptophyta; Magnoliopsida; Rosales; Moraceae. The record is from RefSeq and is a predicted model, not a curated record. The transcript is spliced from 9 exons.